GCGCGCUCCAGCAGCUGGGAGUGUGCGCCGGCCCGGCCCGGCCAUGCAGCCCCUGGCGGUAGGUCUGGUUCCCGCUCCGGCGAGGGAGCCGAGACUGACCCUCUGCCUGCGGACAGGAAGUGGGAUCUUGGCGCACCUGGUGGCUUUAGGCUUCACCAUCUUUAUGACUGUGUUGUCCCGGCCAGGAACCAGUCUUUUCUCCUGGCACCCUGUAUUCAUGGCCUUGGCGGCCUCCACGCUGGGCCUGAGGCUCACUGGCCCUCUCCUGUGUUCACAGUUCUGCCUCUGCAUGGCUGAGGCCAUCCUGCUCUUCUCGCCUGAACACUCCCUGUUCUUCUUCUGCUCCCGAAAGGCCCGGAUCCGACUCCACUGGGCAGGGCAGACCCUAGCCAUCCUCUCUGCAGCCCUGGGCCUGGGCUUCAUCGUCUUCAGCAGGACCCGCAGUGAGCUGCCCCACCUGGUGUCCUGGCACAGCUGGGUCGGGGCUCUGACACUGCUCGCCACUAGUGGUCAGGCACUGUGUGGGUUCUGUCUCCUGUGUCCUCGAGCAGCCAGGGUCUCAAGGGUGGCUCGCCUCAAGCUCUACCAUCUGACUUGUGGACUGGUGGUCUACCUGAUGGCUACAGUAACGGUGCUCCUGGGCAUGUACUCGGUGUGGUUCCAGGCCCAGAUCAAAGGCACAGCCUGGUACCUGUGCCUGGCACUGCCCCUCUAUCCGGCCCUGGUGAUCAUGCACCAGAUCUCCAGCUCCUACUUGCCAAAGAAGAAAAUGGAAAUGUGAGUUCCUGCGAACUCUGAAUGUAGGUGGGACACUUGCCUCGGACUUAAAUGUUCCCUUUGGUGACCUUCAGGGGAUCCAUUUCAGAAGUGGUAGGGUUUUUGCACUUCUUAGCUGGGCCAAGGGCUGCAGAAACCCAAAUUGCUAUUUCUGAUGACUACUCAGUGGGCUGAAAUGGGGAAGUAUACUGGGUGCAUUGGAAGGUGAUGGGGGUGGGGUGCUUGAUCCUGAAGCCUCCACUCUUGAUGGGAGACGGAAGUGUUGGAUGGUGGUGGUGAUGGUGUUCGCAGUCAUUUCUUGCCUGUGUACCCGAUGGAGAAUUGGGUUCUGGUAACUUAUGAGUGACAGCAGUGGUUUUUGGGGUCUUCAGGAAAGCAGUGUGGAGAGAGACCCUGGGUUAUGGUUCCUGUAGGAUCUACUGGGCAACCUUAGGCAAGUCACGUGUCUCGGGACCAGUUUCUGCAUCUGUGUCAUGGAUGCGUUUCUAAACAAUCUCCAACAUUCAGUGUCUAUCAGGUUGAUGCCACAGAACACACUCCCCGCUCUGGACUAUGGGCUGGACCACUAAGCCGACUCAGGACGUCAUUCCCUCUGCAGGGACAGGUCUGCUCUCGUGGCCUUCCAGGAAUCUGCCAAUUGGGCUCCUGGACUAGGGCACAGGGGGUCAGGCACUGUGGAGAGAAGAGUCCCAGAUAGGCUCUCUUGAACUCCAAGACAAUUAAAAGCACUAAAGUCACUUUAAAGCUUUUGUAGGAACAGAAGGGCAUUGGCUUCAGCAAGGCUCUGGCUCCUGGCUGGGCUUCUUAGCUCAGUUAAGAACGUCCUUCAGCCCACCUCAGAAUCUGGGCUUGAGGGCUGCAGGACAUGAGCGAGCGCCUUUCCCUGCCAGGCAUUCUGAGCGGUACAGUAGUCCUGAGCAUCUCCUAGCCCUUCCUUGUUCUCAGGUACUUGCCCUAGCACAUAGCUUUGUGGAGGGAAUCCAAAGCUUUUAGAACAAAGUGAGAGCUAGGAAAUGGGAUAGGGCUUUUCUGAUCUAGGAAAAACAAAGUCUCCCUGGUUCCCCUUCUCAGCUAAGCUCUUCUCAGUUGCUGUCUCUUGCCAGCUCUUCGGCCCAGGAUGGGGCUGAGUGUGGCGCCAGCUGGCAAAAAAAGGGCUGGGCCCUCUUCCCUGCAGAAACCCCCUCCUUGUUCCAAACUGAAGGUAGUGCCCCAGACUGCCCUUAGUGGUGAGCUGGGUGCCAGACUGGUUAAUAGUGGUCUGGCUCGGUCAGGGUAGGGGGGCGGGGGUGGGGGUGGGGAUGGGACCUCCAUAGAUCAUGGCAAGGACUGAAGACAGCCACGCCAGGAAAGCUGGUGUUGAGGCAGGUAGACAGCUCAGUGGAAGCUCUGGGAGGCCUGGGUGUAGGGGCUGGAGCCCCAGGUCCCGGGAGCAGGGCAGGUAUUCCUAGAAGGCAGUAAUUUAGGUGCCCCAGGUCUUCCUAAGAUUGAAGACCUCCCUCUCUGAGUGGUUCAGAAGCAAGGAGACUGGUAUGGUUUAACAAUCCAGGCAUGGGGUGUCCUCUGAGUGAAUCUCUGGGGGGUCUCUGCUCUUCAGAGGGUGAUUAUUCCUGUCUCCUUGCCUUCUCUCCCCUCUGAGACUACCCAGUGUGGUCUGGACUCGGAAGAGAUGGCUCCUGGCGCCGCAUGAAGGACAUUCUUAUCUAGGGUCACUUUGCUCGGGGACUCCAUCUCCUCUCCCCCCGUCACAGCCAGUGCUGGGAGUCUCACUGUCUCCAGCAGGGUGACAGGGCGGGGUGAGGUUCACCAGCUUCCGCGAGCCAAGCAGCCAGGGCCCCAAAGCCUGAGCCUGCCUGAGGUGUUGCCUGCUCCCAGGUGGUGCGGAGGCUGCCGGGCGGGCUGACAGCCGGCAUUCUGCGGGGGCUGUGCCAGCUGAUGUCUAUUCCCAGCCCUCGGAGGAAGGGGGAAGUCAUUUAUAUUCUGCAGGAGGAAGGGGCCCCAGCUGGCACCUCUCUGACCAGGAGGCCUGUAGGGCAGGGGCACAGGGCCGAGAGGAGGGCACAGGUGGUCUUCUGCGGAGCCUGUCUGACUGCAGUAUGGGGAGUAGGUCACCAGGAGGAGCCCUUCUUCCCCGGCGGCCAGAUUGUUGGGGGGUACUUCCGGCCCCCCUCCUGUGUCUCUCCCUCCAUCGCCACCUGCCCUCACGUCCUGGGGCAGCAGCUGGACAACCAUUAGACCUCAGUGCCAGGGCACUCUUCCUCCCACUGGGAGCUGGGUGGCUGCCUGCUGCAUGCACCUCCUGCUCGUGUGCAUUUCCUCCUCCGCAGGCCCUCUGGCCCCCCCAGCUGUCUGUAUCUCCCCAUCUGGGUUGUUAGCUGGGCACCUCGGCAGUGAGGCAGAGGCCUUGGGGGGAAGAAGCAAAUGGCUGCCCUUUUGCCCUUGUUCUCUGGCUAGGGAAAGAUGCUAGUAGUCAGCCUGUUUUGCCUUAAAAAAAAAAGCGGGGUGCUCAAAUUAAAAAAAUGCAUGUCAUUUGCACAGAUUUGCAUAUCAGGCUCACUAAGACUUGAUUCCAAAUAUGAUUAUAUUUCAGACUCAACCUUGAGGACAUUAGAAAUGUAGAUGUUUUUUGUAACCAAAUCCAAAUGGUAACAGGAUUACUGUUCUGGGUUCAGACCCUCCCCCCCUCCAAUCUUUCCCAGUAACCACUUCUUCCCUGGAGCCCCACCCGGGCUGGGGUUGGUGUUGAAUGGCAGGAGCUGUGUGUCUGGGGAAGCCUUCCAGCCUCACCUUGGCUGUUGAGCUGCGUCGAAGGUAAGCUGCUGUCCCUUGCCAGCCUGUUCCUCCUCUCCUUACCGGCCCCCAGGGCAGACUGCCCCUCCCAGUCCCUGACACCCCACCCUUCCACCCCGCCCCCGUGCGUGGCUGCUCUGGGUCUUGUUUUUCAAACCUCACUGUGGGAGAUCCAGGCAUCCUCCCUGAGCCAGCUGGCUGCAGCACCAAGGCCUGCUCAGAGUUAAUAAUAAUCAUUAGCUUCACAGCGCUGGGGCCUUUCAGCUCCAGAGCUCUAGGCACUUGCAGGCUGAGUCAGCCAGCCCUCACCUUCCCCCUCCUCCUGGGCUGCUGGAGUGUAAUGGAAUGGGGAGAGGAGGGGGGUCAGAGGCUCACUUCCCAGCUGAGGCUUGAGGCUUCUUUGCUCUAGGGCGUGGGCCCUGAGCACCCUCUGAGAACAUUGCUAAGGCCUUUUCACCUGACAAAAAUCAAGACGUGGGGAUCACAGUGUAGGCUCCUCUAGGCAUGCUGCCCUUCCCUCUGUUAUCAGUCUUGACUUUCAGAGGACAUCCCUGGUCCUGAUGCCCCAGUCUCAGCAUUUCUGGGGGCCCUCUGCAGGCUUAGGGAGCAGGGAGGCUUCUGGGUUAGUGCUCUGUUGUCCCUGUGUCUGGUUGACAUAAGAGCCAGUGUCUCAGGCAGCAAAAAGUGCAUUGACCCAGGACCCAGGAAAGCUGCAGUCUGUCUGUUCGGCUCCUAACAACGGUGUGGCCAGAGGCAAAUGGCUCACUGCUCCACCUGCCUUAGGGAUGUUGGGUCAGAGCAGAGAAUUUAUGUUAACAGGCAUUGGAAAGUCCAAAGCAUUAAACAAAUGGAAACAGGUGUGUUUACAAGUAUGCUCUUGUCCUUGACUCUCUCUUAAUUGGCAUGACUCUGGGUUUGAUGCUGCUUUUAGGGAGGCAAUCAACGGUUAUGGAUAAUGAUGCCAAAGGGACCCAAGUCUCAGAGAGGUUGUGUUGUUGGCCAUGGUAAGGGAACACACACACACACACACACACACACACACAUACAUUUCCUCCUCCUAGAUGAAAGAUCAGCUGUCAUGCACUCUGGUCAGGAAUGCCACCAAGGUUAUGAGCCUAGCGAAGCCCGUCCUAAGUGCUGCCUGCCUGGUGGUUUCAGGGCAUGGGGCUGAUUGUAAGUCUGGAAAUCAGUGCACUUGUCCCCUCGUCCAGCCUGAAGUUCCUGGACCAGGUCACAAGUCUGUCUACAUCUCUCCUACCUUAAUUCUGCGCUUCUGAAGGACAAGUGCAGCAGACAAGGCAGGAAGGCAGGAGCAACAGUAAUGGACACGACACUGCCCCCCUCCCCCCAUGCCGGUUUCCCCUGUAGCCCCAGGCUGAGCAAGGCCUGCCUCAGGCCCUCAUAACAGGUGCUGGAGAUGCAGAGCUGUGACACGUGUAGCUUGGUCACAGGCUCCUGGAGGAGGAUCAGAGUCCCCUCCUCCUUACAGGAUUUUAUAGGAAUUAAAACACACUUACACCCCCCCCCCCCCCACAGGAAAGCAGUUCUACUUCCAUGUUAAAUUAGGGGAAGGAUACUUUCUGUUCCAUGUGUCUUGAGAACUGCCAGCAGUCGGCCUGGGGUGCACACACAGAGGCAGGAACCACAGCAGUGCAAGGCUGUGUAUUGUGUAUUCAGGUUUUUAUCUUGUUUUUUCCCAGCCUGGGAUCCAGCAGUGAGACACUGGUCAGGUGUUGUGGGCAUAGCCCGGCAUGUCUCACCAGCGCAGGCAUGGAGAAGACAUGGGUGACAAUGCAGAACCACAGGCCCCAGACUUGAGGGUGGUUUGAAGGAGACAGUUCUUAGCAUGGGGCUAAGCUUAAAGCAGACCCAAAAUACCUCCAGUAAGACAGCCUUCCCCCACCCAUCCGCCCAGAAGGCUUGGCUAGUCCCCAGUGUACAGGGAAUAAGAGCCCCAGUUUUUAAUCUACCCGUUAUUGUCAGAAUUUCCCAGAUGAUUUUUUUUAACCUCCGCUAAAAGCAGAUUAAAUAGCUACUUCAGGCCAUUCUGUGAUACCAGAGGAUUCAACUCUUUGUCUCACUGUAUGCAUGAGGGGCCCCCAGCACCCUCUCUUUAAAGCGGACUGUGAGUUAUCCCACUGUGCUGAGGAUGCCCAGGACUGAGCUGGGCCUUUCUGGCUAGACCCCACCAAAAGCAAAGUAUGGCCAAGCAAGGGAGCAGUGGAGGUGAGGGGAAUUCAGCACCAAGUUAUGUCCAGCUACAGUGCUCCUUCACCCUGUGUGCAUGUUUGUGCACAGACACACAUGUGCAUACACACACCCCUAACUUUGGGGCCAAUGACUCUCACCUUAUGUAUGCCAGUGCCAUAGGGUGCCUGGAAGUCUCCCUGCCGGGCUCCAUGUCCUGGCUCACAGAAGGAUGGUCCUCUCAGGCCACAGUUCCAUGCCCUCUAUGUUUCUGGGACAGUAACCACGCUGACGUAGACUGGAAGGCCUCAGGGCAGGUCUGUGUAUCUUUACCACUUGGGAUUUCCUGUCCAAUAGCAUAUAAGCCUGAUGAAGAGGCUUGAUGUGGCAGCUACUUUAGCUUUCCUCUCUCAAGCCCCACGAGAGGAAGGAAAGGCUCGCUGCAGCCUGACCAGAAAAGCCAACCUUCCUACUGCACAGGUCUGAGCCUUUUCUACAGUGUGGAUGGGGAAAGCAGCUUCACAGUAUUUUCCUGGGAGACAAGGUAAAGCGGUACAAGAACUACAGCUGCAGAAGGGAAGGAGGUGAGAGCUCAAGAGGAAGGGAGACGAGGCUGGCCAGUGCAACUGAACUCUCAACUUCUGUUCUCCAAGGCACCUGUCCUAUCAGCCUCCCCCACUCCCCUGAAAUGCCACUAAGAGAAGCUAAGGAGAGUGCCGCAAGACAUGGCAGACAAAAUUGCACGUCUUGACCAGAACUUAGGGAGUUUCUUGUGGCUUGGGGGUGGGGGGCCUGAGAUGCAGCCAUGGACUUCUUUGGCAUGAUGGGGGAAAACAGCACCAAAACUUUUCAGGCUCAGAGUCAGGGCUUGGCACAGGCCAUGAUGCGAGAACACCCAGCAGUCUUCCCAGACCCGUUCUCUUUACCGGCGUCCUCGUGGCCAACGUCAGCUGCAGCAAAAACUGCUUUGAAAAGAUGAAAAAGUGCCAUGUAAAUGUAGACUAUGGGGGCACUCUGGCAUCAUCUGCCAUUUCACUUGCCUGCCAAGGUUGAUUUGUCUGAUGUGGCUGGUGAGGUGUCUCCUUCGGUGGUUCCUCAGGAAGAGAGCAAGACAACUCUCCAGACAGAGGAGGGCUGCCCUUUGGUCAAGAUUUUAUCAAUGUAGGGAAUUAGGUAAUGAUUCAAAUUCCGGCUUUUAAUUUCUGUUUUCCUUAGACCAUUUCCUCUCCCCUCUUGGACUCUACCAUGACGAUCUCCUUCCAGAAGUACCAAGAGAGUAGCCAAAGAAUUUGCAUGUUCAGCGUUUAGUAGAACCGGGUCCAAUUUCUGGUAGGCUGUGUCUGUACCAAGAACGUGAGGGUUGCAUUUCUCAGUCUACGCAAUGCCUAGGAUGCAUUAAACUGUCAAUGAAUAUUAACCUGCCCAUUCAAUGAAUAUGCUUUGAGCCAAACUAAGAUAGUUACCAUUUAUAGUAUGAAAAAAAUACAGGUAAUAACCAAAAUACUGAAACUGAGCUGCUUUCCACCAAUUCUUUUAAUCCAGUGCAAGCGUUUUUCCAUAUCACAGUUAGUAGGCUUCAUCCAGACUUUUAAGAGAACUCUGUAGGGAGGCGGCCCUCCUCCCCAGGGAUCCAGGAAGACUUCAUUAUCCACAGGAUGUAGCCCCAAGUUAAAGAAUUUCUAAACUCUCCUGCUAUAGCAUCAGUGAUGUUUCUUAUGAGAAUCUAUCAGGUCGGGAAACUGGUCAUCUGGCCCAAACCAGCCCCACUGCUGGGUUUUGUAUGGUGUGUGAGCUAAUAAGAGUUUUUAUAUUUUUAAAUGGUUGAAAAAACUCAAAAGCCGUGUGAAAAUGAUAUGAAAUUCAAACUUCAAUGUCUGUAAAUAAAGUUGUACUGGAACCACACUCUGCAGCUUAUGUACUGUCUGUGGUGACCGUCCUGCUACAGUGGCCCAACUAAGUCGCUGUAACAGAGAGCGCCCGGCCUGCAAAGCCUAACGUAUUUACUGUCUGGCUCUUCACAGAAAAAAGUUCAUUGACCCU
Messenger RNA from Zalophus californianus (California sea lion), 7791 nucleotides. Its product is annotated as cytochrome b561 domain-containing protein 1. Lineage: Eukaryota; Metazoa; Chordata; Mammalia; Carnivora; Otariidae. The record is from RefSeq and is a predicted model, not a curated record. Gene Ontology annotation, molecular function: transmembrane monodehydroascorbate reductase activity. The transcript is spliced from 3 exons. The coding region runs from base 44 to 781 and encodes 245 amino acids.